UUCGAUGUGAUCAUUCAAAUAAGUAGUUUUCUGCGAUUUGUUCUAGAGUAAAGUCAUGGGUCUCCUGUUAGCGCUGAUUUUGGGAUCAAUUGUAUACGCUAAAUUUAUUCAUAAAGCGAUUUUUAUUAGUUUUCCUUUGCACAAUGCCAACGAGUAUGAAAACUUUACAACUGAACUGCAGGAGAGGCUUCCGGAGUUCCGUGUGUAUAGCGGAUUUUUUAAACCGUUGAUUCCCUUGAAAAUUUGUGGGGUCCUUCUCGGCUUUUGCUGCUUACAAUUCAGUUUCACGAGAUUGAUUACAAUGCUUUGUAGCAUUAUCCCCCUUGCAGCAAAGAUGCGGGCUGCUCUUUUACCCGUUUGUUUAAUUUUGGCUCUCAUUUUAUUGCGCAUAAUACAGCUGAACGAUUUUGAAAUAACUUUGGAUGGUCGCACUAUAUACUUAAGUGAGAAUUCUCAAGAGAUUCCAAGUGUAGAUUAUUUGGCGAAUCUUAUUCCAAAGAAAAGUCGCGAAUUAACCUUGCCAGGGACUCUUUAUGUUUCGGCACCAUUUGCUAUUGUAUAUCUCUUAAAGCGCCGCUUCAUUGGUUAAAAAAAAAAACAGAAAACUAAAUAAAGAACGUAUAAUAACUAUUACAUUA
This is a messenger RNA of Drosophila takahashii, 638 nucleotides long. Lineage: Eukaryota; Metazoa; Arthropoda; Insecta; Diptera; Drosophilidae. The record is from RefSeq and is a predicted model, not a curated record.